AAGUCAGCGAUGGCUCGCCUCGGUGUGUUACUACUCAUUCCGUUCUUAUUUGAGUCGGCCACCUCGAUCUCUUUUUUCUUACCAGUUAAAACAAGAAAAUGCCUAAAAGAAGAAAUACAUAAAGACGUACUUGUUACGGGGGAAUAUGAGAUCAGUGAACAGCCGAACGUCAAAACUAAUUUGAAGAUCACUGACUCGUCUGGUCAUAUCCUAUACUCUAAAGAAGAGGCCGCUAAGGGCAAGUUUGCCUUCACCACCGAAGACUAUGACAUGUUUGAGGUGUGCUUUGAGAGCAAAUCACCAAUGGGUACUGGGAGAGUCCCUGAUCAGCUGAUUAACCUGGACAUGAAGCAUGGUGUGGAGGCCAAGAACUACGAGGAGAUUGCUAAGGUGGAGAAGCUGAAGCCCCUGGAGGUGGAGCUGCGGCGGUUGGAGGAUCUGUCUGAAUCCAUCGUUAAUGACUUUGCCUACAUGAAGAAGAGAGAGGAAGAGAUGAGAGAUACUAAUGAAUCCACAAACACACGUGUUUUGUACUUCAGCAUCUUCUCCAUGUGUUGUCUGAUCGGCUUGGCUACGUGGCAGGUCUUCUACCUGCGCCGCUUCUUUAAGGCAAAGAAACUGAUCGAGUAGAGGCAGUCCAGGCGUGGUAACCAUGACAACUCUCCAGCCCCUCCCACACCCUGCCUGCCCCGCCCUCCCCAUUUUCCAUCCCCACUCUGUUCCAGCAGUGCUGAGGGGAACUGACCGCAUUGGUCUGAGAGGACAUGCCGCAGCACUGCAUUCUGGGAUUUUUUUUCCGCUCAGCUUCACACCAGCUGAUGUUUUGUUUGCAAUAACCACCCUGUUCCCCUUGCCCCUCAUCCUCUCAUGCGCUUUUUCUCUGCAUUGUCAGCUGAGCAUACGGUAGCUGUGAAGAUGAGCUGUAGUGUGUGUGUGUAUAAUGUCCACCUCUGAAUAGUCCUCAUCCAGCUGCCUGCCAGAAGAAAGGAAGAAUCUGUCUUGCUCUCAAUGUUUUUGUUAAUGCUGUUGAUUUUUUUUUUUUUUUUUUUUUUACUUUUUUUAUGUUUUAAAAUGAUUUAUGAAUGGGCUGUACUGUUGUUGAUUAGUUUGCCUGCAUCUGAGAAAUGUUUUUAAAAAACUGUUUUGUGAAAUGACCACAGUAUCCAGUCCACAGAGGGCUGGUCUCUUUGCGAGUGUGUGCGUGUGUGUGUGUGUGUGUGUGUGUGCGAGCAUGCGCUGAGCUGAGCUGCCAGGCGACGUGAUUUCCUGACAACCCCUUGGGCGAGUGAACGCUGAAUGUGGCUCGGCAGCAGAGACACAGCAGAUGUGCCUGUUGAUUACUCAUGGUAACAGAUUUAAAAAAACAAACAAACAUGGUUUUUAAUUUAACAUAAUAAUUUUGACAUUUUAUUGAAGAAAUUGGGGAAGAAUUUACUUUUUCUGCAAUGUUUGUAGGGCUGGGAUUAGCUGUGCUGUCAUAACAUUCUCUCUAGAGAAAAUAUAGUUAAUGUUUGGGGGUGGGAAAGUUCACACAGAACAUCUUUCAUGUGUAAUAAUGGAGUUGUGGUUACAGUGGUGCAACUGUUAGGAAGGCACUAGAUCGAGUUUAUUUUAUGCUUUUUUCCCCCCCUUUUUGUUCUGCCAAAUAUUUGGAUGUUUUGGUUUAAUUCUUGGGUCCAUUUGAAAAUACAAAUAUUUUUUGUCAGCUUCUUUGGUGACAUUGGUGGUUCAAAUCUUGAAAGGUGAAAUUGGAUUUUAAUUAAACGAACUUUGUUACUUAAACU
Molecule: messenger RNA, 1784 nt
Organism: Chanos chanos (milkfish)
Lineage: Eukaryota; Metazoa; Chordata; Actinopteri; Gonorynchiformes; Chanidae
Gene: tmed10
Product: transmembrane p24 trafficking protein 10
Exons: 5
Coding region: 10-630 (206 amino acids)
Source: RefSeq, a predicted model, not a curated record